AUGGAAAAAGGAAUGCAAAAACUUUCUAUACAACAAAAUUCUUUCCAAAUUCCCCAAAGACAGGGUAUAGGAACUCUUGGUUCAAAACUUGAGAUUCGUGCUAAUUAUGUUAAAGUUAGAGAGGUCCCAAAUUUAAAACUACUUCAGUAUAACUUUGAUGUCAUUAUGUCUCGUACUGGUAGGCAAGCGAGUAGAUCAGUUCGAGGAAAAGUUUUCGUUGAAAUG
Funneliformis mosseae is the source of this 225-nucleotide messenger RNA. The record is from the annotation of a GenBank genome assembly. NCBI's taxonomy places the organism in Eukaryota, Fungi, Glomeromycota, Glomeromycetes, Glomerales, Glomeraceae.